GGGAACUGCAAGCCUCCACCUCUCCAUAGUGUCAGCUGAAGUAGAGAAGCAGAGAGGACGCCCGUGUUUGCAUGAUAUCAAUGCCACUUUGAGAAGGUGGAUAAAACAAUCUGAUGGACGGGAAAUGUAAUAUUCUGCCGGUUCUCCUGCAUAGACAGUGAGAAUGGUCGCGCUAUAAAAGAGGAGAACCCGCGCGUGCUGCCCUGCGUAAGGAGACACGAGAUUGCGCUUUAUAGUUGAACCUGAAGACGGUUUCAUCGUUCAAGUCAUGUCUAUUGAACUGAGGAUAUUGAUGUUUGGGAUCGGGACUGCCUUGGUUUUAUUUGUCAUUAUAGCCGACAUAUCGGAAGUGGAAGAAGAAAUCGCGAUCAUUGAGGAUUCACAGAAGUUCCGCUUUGUCCUUCAGUCUAACAGAACAUCAGUUCUGAAUGCUGACCCUACUUCACUAGUCAGCUACAGAAGAGUCACAGCCUCUUCUUCUCCACUUUCACUCUCACACAUACAAAGCAAAACAGUCAAUUUGUCCUCACCUGAAUGGACAUUCAACAGAACCUUGUCCAACCUCAUUAGGAAAAACAUCUUGAGGUUCCUGGAUGCUGAGAGGGACAUCUCAAUUCUUAAGAGCACCUUUAAGCCUGGAGAUGUCAUUCAUUAUAUUUUUGACCGCCAGAGCACAACAAACAUCUCUGAGAACCUGUAUCACCUCUUGCCGACAGCAUCCCCAAUGAAGCACCAGCAUCACAAACGAUGUGCAAUCGUAGGGAAUUCUGGGAUAUUACUGAAUAGCAGCUGUGGUCAAGAGAUUGAUUCACACGACUUUGUCAUUAGGUGUAACCUGGCUCCAGUGGAGGAGUAUGCAGCAGAUGUAGGAGUACGGACCAGUUUGGUGACCAUGAAUCCUUCCGUGGUGCAGCGUGCCUUCCAGGAUCUGAACAGCGAGGAGUGGGUACAGCGUUUCGUCCGCAGGCUUCAGAGCCUCAGCGGAAGCGUGCUGUGGAUCCCCGCCUUCAUGGCCAAAGGAGGAGAAGAAAGAGUGGAGUGGGCUAUACGUCUCAUUCUUCUACACACUGUAAAUGUCCGCACCGCAUUUCCUUCCCUGCGCCUGCUGCAUGCGGUCAGAGGGUACUGGUUGACCAAUCAUGUCCAGAUCAAGAGGCCUACCACCGGACUCCUGAUGUACACCAUGGCCACACGCUUUUGUGAUGAAAUCCACCUGUACGGCUUCUGGCCUUUUGCUAAUGAUCCCGAUGGCAAACCUGUUAAGUAUCACUAUUAUGACACUCUAACUUACCGGUACACAUCCAGCGCUGGUCCCCAUACAAUGCCUCUGGAAUUCAGGACUUUAAGUGCUCUUCACAGACAGGGGGCACUGCGACUGCACACUGGGCCGUGUAAACCUCCAACGUGAGCUUCGCUUUGCAACAGCAAUUUUGAUGGUGCUUUUUUUUAAGAGGUUAGCUCUGUGUCGGGGUUAAAUGAUUGUGUGUCACACACUGGAAGAGAAGGACCUGUGGACUUUUUAGAAUGAGACCCACAUAGACAAAAUGACAGAAACAUGCUGUGAAAAAAUGCGUUCACCUGCAUAUUUUAGGUGAAUAUAACCAAUUGUGAAAAUGCAAUAUGGCCAGAAAGGUGGGCAUUUGUUUUUGUAGAAGUGUUUAACCUUAAAAAGGUGAGCCAUUUUUGUCCCCGGAGAUAUUUUGUUUCUUCAUAGCCCAGAACAAGUUUGAAACUCUCACGUCUUAUUUUCAUUGUUGUGAUUCACUAAAUGUCUUGUAUACAGUUUACUUUUUUGUACUGUAUAUCUUCAAUUUGUCCACAAGAUGGAAGCAUUUCUGUAAAAGGAUAAACUUGCAUUAUUUAGUAUUAGAACAGCAUUAGCCUUUUGGGGAAGUUUUUGUAAAGAGUCUAUAUUGAGAAUGUCCUUUUUGUUGCCUUUACAGUCUAUGUGUCUGUUAAGCCCAUAGACAUCAUGACUGAAUGUAUGGCAGACAAUUAGGUUUGACAUUUAAGUCUUUAAACAUGGAUUUUUACCACUUUAUUUCUUUUCAAUGACAAUAAUGUAGUGCCUCAAGUAGGAAAAGAAUGUUAUGCUGCAUCAAUACUCAAAAAUGACACUUGAUAAAGUUGCCUUAGAAAGAGGUGUAGUAGUGUUAAGUUGUGACAGUAAGCAGCUGUUAAAUGUACUCUGUUUCCAUAUAACAAGUUGUCUUAUUUACUGAAGCUCUGAAAUGUGCAGUAAUGCUUGUGUUACAAGUGGAACAAGCCUUGGAAAAGCCUUCCAGGGGAUUUUAGUGUUUGCAUAGUAAGGCAGCUAUCGCAGUGAAUGGAACCACACACUGAAUGUUAACUGGGAAGAUAAUGUGUAGCCAAAUCCAGUACACACCCAGCUGUUCACACACUCGUGUGUACCAAAGGAUGGUCAUCUGUGAACAGCGUCUAGAGACGUUCACUAUGUAAACUUAAGAGUUUGUUAAAGCCACAAAGUAUGUUUCUUGACUACUGACGGUAUUUCUGUA
Molecule: messenger RNA, 2519 nt
Organism: Triplophysa dalaica
Lineage: Eukaryota; Metazoa; Chordata; Actinopteri; Cypriniformes; Nemacheilidae
Gene: st8sia2
Product: ST8 alpha-N-acetyl-neuraminide alpha-2,8-sialyltransferase 2
Exons: 6
Coding region: 269-1408 (379 amino acids)
Biological process (GO): N-glycan processing; oligosaccharide metabolic process
Molecular function (GO): alpha-N-acetylneuraminate alpha-2,8-sialyltransferase activity
Source: RefSeq, a predicted model, not a curated record